Molecule: messenger RNA, 240 nt
Organism: Lasiosphaeria miniovina
Lineage: Eukaryota; Fungi; Ascomycota; Sordariomycetes; Sordariales; Lasiosphaeriaceae
Exons: 1
Source: RefSeq, a predicted model, not a curated record
CUGAACAUCACAGAGGUCGACUACGAGAAUAUUGCCGAGGUGACAAAAGCCCUGCACGGGGUCGAUGUCUUCAUCAGCGCAGUUGGCAACCCCGGCCUGGACGCACAGAUCCGGCUCAUCGACGCCGCCGUCGCCGCCGGUGUCAAGCGGUUGCUCCCGAGCGAGUUCGGGGCCGAUGCCGAGCACCCACGACAAAAAGACUUCCCGCUGUACGUCGCCAAGCGCCGCAUCGUGGACUAG